Anopheles gambiae (African malaria mosquito) is the source of this 1087-nucleotide messenger RNA. RefSeq names its product chromatin complexes subunit BAP18. The transcript is spliced from 4 exons. The record is from RefSeq and is a predicted model, not a curated record. NCBI's taxonomy places the organism in Eukaryota, Metazoa, Arthropoda, Insecta, Diptera, Culicidae. The coding region runs from base 110 to 700 and encodes 196 amino acids. Gene Ontology annotation, cellular component: MLL1 complex; NURF complex.
AUUCAGUUUCAAUUGACAUUUGACUUGGCACAGCUCGUUGUUUACAAACGAGUCUAUUCCGUGCUGCAUCAACAUUCUGCCCAAAAACCAUCAUAAAAUAGGUUUAAGAAUGAAUUCUGCCACUAAGGUAGGGGAGAUUUUUACCGCUGCCGGUGCUGCAUUCAACAGCCUGGGAGAGCUAACGAUGCAACUGCACCCUUCGUCCGAUUCUCCAACCGGGAGCAAAUGGACAGAUGAAGAAAUAGAGAUGCUUCGGUCCGCAGUCACACGGUUCAGUGAGGAUUUGAGCAAAAUCAGUCAGCGCAUCAAAGGCCGUACGGUAUCGCAAAUCCGGCACACGCUCAAGAAGAAAGCGUUCGAAGAUGCUGGCCUACCGGUCAGGCAGCUAACGCAACCCACUUCCACACAGUCACAUCAUCUGCAGCAACAAGCGCAGCAGCAGCAGCAAAUCAUUGUUACGUCCUCUGCACACUACGAGGAGGGAGUUCCUUCCUCUACCGUAAUUGCACAUCCGAUGGUGAUCGAAUCGGUCAUAAAGGACGAUAAUACCGAGUCGAGCGGGUUGCUUUGCCAACCGGCCGACAUUUCGAUGACGCUGAACCGGCUAAACACGCAGGAACACGAGGCAGACGUGGAGGGAAUGGCUUCCAGCGAAAUGAAGCUCGAGUUCGAACCGGGCACCGAAGAAGUGGCCGGGUGAAACGAGGAUGAUUUUUACUACAGCGAACCGAAGGAUUAGUACUGGAUGUUAACCGGCAAUACUAUUUCGCGCGCGCGUGCGGUAUGUUCUCUGAAAGUAGUGUAACGAUGCAAUGGGUAUAUGGGUAGCCUAAAUUGAAACCAAUCUUCCCUCCCUUCAUGCAGUAGAUUCCUCGGUGGCCAACUCUAUGACUUUAAAACGAUCUCCCGAACGAACAAGUCGUACAUAUUGGUUGUGUCAAUGGUUGGGAAAGAAGUUCAUGUGUGUUUGUGUGUUUCAGUUUUAAUAUGUGCGGUGUUCAUUCGCAAGGGCCCAAGAUGUGGUGGUCGCAUUGUCUUUUGUAUAAAUAAAUGUGUGCAUCGAGUCACUGAUGCCUCUCGUCUCGUA